Messenger RNA from Exophiala viscosa, 4030 nucleotides. RefSeq names its product cell division protein anillin-domain-containing protein. Gene Ontology annotation, molecular function: GTP binding. The record is from RefSeq and is a predicted model, not a curated record. Bases 337 to 3969 code for a protein of 1210 amino acids. The transcript is spliced from 5 exons. NCBI's taxonomy places the organism in Eukaryota, Fungi, Ascomycota, Eurotiomycetes, Chaetothyriales, Herpotrichiellaceae.
GCGCGUUUUACAAUCGAGUUUUAACUAACGAAUAGCCGCCUUUUUCACUUUCAGUUCAUCGUCUCCCAAUCUCAAUCCAAGCUAUCUUAUGGGAGUGGCCUCUCUUGCGGUCAUAAUCGUCAAUGUAGCUUUGGCUUCUCAUUCAACACAAUCUUUAUCCUCGCAUACCUUCACCGUCCCCGCCAACACGUCGCAGCUGGCCUGCCUGCUCCUCCGGCUUGACAGAAGUGACGCUCGUUCCUCUUACGCACUGUUCAUUCCAUUCGUACUCCAUGGUCUGAGCUCGACCACAAUCAACACCUUCUACACAAAGUCAUUGUCCAAGUUCUGGCCGCCAUGGCCUCCGAGGUCCCUCCACUGCGGAUACAGAAAGGCAGCAAUGGCAUCUCGCCAUCAAAGCUGCCCCGAGUAACCAAUCGACCCUUGUCCGAACUUAGUCCCAUGGCAUUGCGUCGCAACUCUCCAAGUUUUCCGCAAGCCAAGGGCAAGUUGUUUGGCAACACCAACGAAAGCUCUCCCGCCGAGUCCUCUCCUCAGUCAACGGUAUCGCCACGUCUUUUCUGGCAGGGACGGGAUCCCAAUUCUCCUGCCAGAGAAUCUCCCUUUGCAUGCGACAGUCCUCCUCCAACAUCGCCGAAGAAGCGAUCGUCAAUUGAGAAUCUGAAAAAGGCCUCCCGGGUCAAGAACAGCAGCAUGUUCGCCAUUGAACAUAACAACUACUACGAUCCUGCUCGUCCUGCGAUCCUUGAUGGACGUCCUCAAAGCAUUCAAUUCCCACGCCAACAAUCGCCUCUACGUGGUUCUGACGCAGUUCGGAAGGAAAACGUUCCAGCAAACGGUUCACCAGCGAAGAACGCAUUCGAGGAACCCGACACUACAACGACUCUCGUCGCACCUCUGUCGCCAAGCAGAUUCAACAGCCCUCCUACAAAAUCGUCGCUCUCAAAGAAGACUGGAGCAGCAUUUAGACGAAGUGGAUUCGACCCCGACAAAGGAAUUUGGGAGGAUGACGAUGAUGUUCAGAGUAAACAACAACUUCCAGCUGGCCGCGGUUUGCAUCGUCACCAGAAGAGCGUAACAUUCGACCAGAAGCCACCACAAGUAAAUGAGUACGAAAUGACCACACCAGCCCCGUCAUCAUGCGCAUCUGGCUCUCGAGAGGGCAGCUAUGAGUCACGUGAAGAUGGCGGCGACGAGGAUGAGAGUUUCGAAAGAGGUUCGUCGAUGGAUCAAGAUGACAGCUUUGAUGCGUCACUCGAGGACGCAGACAAGACACCUGUCGUUUUGCCCGAUGACUGGCGUUUCAUGAGCCCCGAAAAGGCAAACACAGAGCUGGCUCGUCAUGAAGAGGAUGUUUUCGACGACGACUGCGGAAGCCCAGCUCCAACAGCUCAGCCAGGCGGCUUAGCUUCUCGACCAAUUCAGACGAGUGCAAGCUCGGUCGACUCUAACGGCCACCCGCGUCCUCUACCACCGCUGCCUCCAACUGGGGCUCGAGCACAGCCAAAAUCUGAGCCUCCUUCUGGCGCACUCGAACGCCUGAGCAUCUCUGCACGAUCUCUUCCAACACUUCCUGCAGCGGCCGCAAUUUCAAAGUCGGAUAUUCAAAGAAUGAGCACUUCAGGACUGUCUGUUGAAGAUCGCUUGAGAUUGAUGGCUCUUCAAGAACAAGACCGGGAACGUCGUAUGCGAAGAAUGGGUUCCAAGGAGUCAAGCCCAGUUCGUGGUGGCAGUGCAGAAGGAAGCAUUAAUGGGUAUGGCGAGCCUGGACCAGCAGUGUCAGAAUCGCGGAAUGCCACCCCACAGCUUUCGAGGGCUUCCGUUCUCCUAGGCCUCCGCGGCAGGUCAGACCAAGACAGCCGAGAAAGCAGUGAAGACUCUGUGGAAGCACCUCGAGCGCGAGAUGUUCGUUCAUUUGACCCAGACGUCCCGAUCCCCUCGAUGGAAGACCCAACUCAGCCCCAAGUCAAGGAGGAAGACCUCGAAGAGCCAGACUUGUACUCCAUCCCUGACAUGUACGCUCGCCGAGACAUCUCGGGGUCGGAGGCAAGCACCAAUCAGGAUGAUGACCUUACUAGCCAAUAUUCACAGGCAUCCCUACUCUAUCACGCAGUUUUGGCUCCACCAACUCCAUUGAAUGAAGAUGGGCAAGAUACACCAAAAGCGCAGAGUCCAGUCCGAGCGACAGAUCCGACAUCUGUCACAUCUGGUCGUGUGUCUCUACCCGAGUUCACUGACUUCGGAAACACUGCUAGUUUCGACAUGAGCCUCGCGUCAUAUUUGUCGGCCAGCGACGAGAAAGCAAGCCCGCCAGCAGCUCUUACAGACCUGGCAGCAUUGCGCCAGUCGAUUCAGCGUUCGUACACCCCAGAAGUACAUCAAAGACAGCAUCAGCAAGCUGCAACUGCUGUAUUGGAGGAAACGGCCCAAGCAAGCCCAGAGUCUGUCCUCAGAUAUGGCACAGCAGCUGCAGUUAUUCCACUCAAUGAUGGUUCUGAUAUGUCAGAUGCCAAGUCUUAUUCGCAGGACGGCAGUGACAGAUCAGUAUCUCCUCCCUCCGACCACGGUUCCGUUUUGAACCAUGGCAAGGAGGCUUCCCCCGAGUCGGUUGUCUCCGCUAUGUCUGACCACAAGCUUGAAAAUGGAAAGAUCGAUAACGUACAGGAAACCGGAACCGACGACGAACACAAGGCACCUCAGAAGAAUCGAGUCAGCAGUUUGGUUCAACUGGAGAUCCCCUAUGAGCGACUGGACGAAGGUCUCGGCUUGGGACUUGAACAGGAAUUUGACCGAGUGGUGGAGGCCCAAAAGAGAGGAUAUCUUAUGCGACAGAAUACCAAGAUUGUCGUCGCCAGCGAACGCAUUUCCCAGGAUGAGAUGCAAUCUCCUGAGCUCCCUAAACCGUACGACGAGACUUUUAAUCCACCAUCGCCAGAUGCAAAUCAUGUUCAACCCUCUCCGAGGAAGACCAGUCAGCCAACAUGGACUGCAGAACCCUGGAAUGGUAAGAUGAGGAGAAAGAGUAUUCGAGUUGGCGGUGAGAAAGCUGUGAGCAAGAGGAAGGCGCUUGACGGUCCUGUUCCACCUUUACCAGGUCAAGCAAGCAACGCCCAAGAACUUGACGCCGUAGCUGAGGAUGAGAAUGCCGAGGACGAAGAGUGGGAAGAUGGUGCUGAACGUGGGCGAUUGUUCGUCAAAGUUGUUGGUGUCAAAGAUCUUCAAAUGCCAUUCCCUCAACAUGAGCGCACAUUCUUUGCUCUUACUCUUGACAAUGGACUGCAUUGCGUCACAACCGCAUGGCUGGACCUUGCUCGUAGCGCACCCAUUGGGCAGGAGUUUGAGCUGGUUGUUCUGAAUGAGCUUGAAUUUCAGCUUACGCUCCAGAUGAAGCUGGAAGAACCCAAAUUCGAACGUCCUCAGUCACCCAGCAAGCCACCAACAUCCCCCAAGAAGCAAGGCGCAUUCGGCAGGUUAUUCGGUUCUCCUAAGAAGAAGAAGGAAUCGGAGCUACGGGCAAUCCAGGAGUCUCAAGCCAUCCGCAGACCUGUCACGCCUCCUUCGGCAUACGAACUGGUCCAAGGACUUGUUGCAAAGGACGGUUCGUUCGCUCGCGCCUAUGUUUCAUUAGCCGAACAUGAAAAGCAAGCAUACGGCAGACCAUACACAGUCGACAUCACCUGCUUCAAUGAGUGGGCCAUGGAAGAAGUUCAUAUUGGCAGCUCGCGGAGCAAGAAGGGAGUCACCCAGCUUCAACGCCGACCGCCGUACGAGAUUGGUAAAUUGGAAUUGCAGCUGCUGUAUAUUCCCAAGCCUAAAGGCUCCAAAGAUGAAGACAUGCCGAAAAGCAUGAAUGGGGCUAUCCGUGCGCUCCGUGAAGCCGAUGAACGAAUGCAACAGCAUGUCGACAUCAAGAAUUUUGAGGGAUACCUGAGUCAACAAGGUGGCGACUGUCCAGUAAGCAAAAUUUGAAGCCAUCUUUGACCAUUGCGAUACUGACAAGUUUACAGUACUGGCGGCGACGUUUUUUCAG